Messenger RNA from Amaranthus tricolor (Joseph's coat), 1412 nucleotides. Its product is annotated as 26S proteasome non-ATPase regulatory subunit 7 homolog A-like. The transcript has 10 exons. Gene Ontology annotation, cellular component: proteasome regulatory particle; proteasome complex. The record is from RefSeq and is a predicted model, not a curated record. Gene Ontology annotation, biological process: proteasome-mediated ubiquitin-dependent protein catabolic process. Lineage: Eukaryota; Viridiplantae; Streptophyta; Magnoliopsida; Caryophyllales; Amaranthaceae. Gene Ontology annotation, molecular function: metallopeptidase activity; protein binding. The coding region runs from base 202 to 1134 and encodes 310 amino acids.
GAUCGUACAAGACUUGCUUAGUUCCACCAUAGAACGAAGUACCGAACAAGAAAAUAAACACCGGAGUACCGCACAAGAAACCCCUCUCAAACACCUAGAAAAGAAACUACUUUACAUUUGUUAUUGCUAAAUUUAGGUCUCAUUUCAGUCCCAAAUUCAUAAAAUUAUUAGGGUUCUUGUUUAGAGUUGAAAAAUUCGAGUAUGGACGUCAUAAAAUCUCAACAGAUAUCAUCUAGGGCAAUCCAAAAAGUGGUGGUUCAUCCAUUAGUGCUUCUUAGCAUCGUCGAUCACUUCAAUCGUGUUGCGCGCGACACAAAGAAGCGUGUUGUCGGUGUUUUGCUUGGAAGUUCCGCCAAGGGUACUGUUGAUAUUACAAACAGCUAUGCCGUUCCUUUUGAGGAAGAAGACAAAGACCCAGGAAUAUGGUUUCUUGAUCACAAUUACCAUGAAUCUAUGUAUUCCAUGUACAGGAGGAUUAAUGCUAAGGAGCAUGUUGUAGGCUGGUACAGUACCGGUCCUAAGCUUCGGGAGAAUGAUUUGGAUAUUCAUAGAUUGUUUAAUGACUAUGUUCCAAAUCCUGUCUUAGUUAUAAUUGACGUUCAACCAGAAGAGCUGGGAAUACCCACAAAGGCUUACUAUGCUGUUGAAGAAGUGAAAGAGAAUGCAACACAGAAAAGCCAGAAGGUAUUUGUUCAUGUUCCAUCUGAAAUUGCUGCCCAUGAAGUGGAGGAAAUUGGAGUGGAACACUUGCUCAGAGAUGUGAAGGAUACAACUAUCAGUACUCUGGCGACUGAAGUUACCGGGAAACUUGCAGCUCUUAAGGGGUUAGAUGCUCGUCUCAAAGAGAUCCGAAGUUAUCUUGAUCUUGUAAUUGAGGGAAAGCUCCCCCUCAAUCAUGAAAUACUAUACCAUUUGCAGGAUGCGUUCAACCUUCUUCCAAAUCUUAGUGUGCCUAAUUUAGUCAAGGCUUUUGCAAUCAAAACAAAUGACAUGAUGCUGGUCAUAUAUGUGUCUUCUAUCAUCCGCAGUAUUAUUGCACUCCACAACCUGAUCAAUAACAAGAUGCUCAACAAAGAGCACGAGAAGGAAGAAGACUCGAAACCAGUAGCUGUACCUGCUGCCUCUGGAAGCUAGACUCUUGGUUGAUUGGAUGAGCUUCAGGGAGAGUACAGAUUGUGUGUUGUUUUCGUAAUAUUAUCUUUUGCGUUCAUUUCUAUAUCAGAUUUGAAACUAAUAUUUGCUUUAAAGCAUCGAUCAUUUGCCUGGCACAGUUGGGGUUUUGAAAGGCAGUUUGAUUAACCCAAUUGCAUAGGAGGAUGUAGAAAAGAUUAACCAAAUAUUCCAAGAAUGUCAUUAGUUUUCAAUUCAUUUGAUUCUAUACCACUCACCCUGAAUAUCACUACGUUUCAUCA